Sitodiplosis mosellana (orange wheat blossom midge) is the source of this 3452-nucleotide messenger RNA. RefSeq lists its product as uncharacterized. Bases 22 to 1794 code for a protein of 590 amino acids. NCBI's taxonomy places the organism in Eukaryota, Metazoa, Arthropoda, Insecta, Diptera, Cecidomyiidae. The transcript is spliced from 4 exons. The record is from RefSeq and is a predicted model, not a curated record.
CGUUUGAGAAAGUUCUUCAAAAUGCGUUGCUUCGAAUUGAACCACAUGUGUCUGUGUGGAGAUCUCGAGUUGGACGAAUUGUUCGAUGGUGAUGACAUCAAAAAUGCCAUCAACUACACAUACAACCGAAGAGAUUCAACGCGUGGCAAUGCAAAUGCCAUACGGAAAUUGGAAAUACUGUUGGCGGAGCUGUAUUGGAUAGGAGCACCUCACAGACCAGAUGAUCCACACCCAUUCAACAUCAGAGAAUUCGUUGAACUCAAUUGGUUCCAAGCAUUGCGCAUGUUCAUUAAUAUACAGCGUGAUAUUCAUAACUUUCACCUCGCGUUUGCCAAUCUACGCCAAAGUUGGAUUCUGUUCCGAAAACAUCCGCUCUAUGUGCAACAGCCAGAAUUUCCAGAGCCGCCUGAAAUCACCACCUUCACAGUCAUUCCGAAGUGCACAUUCCAGCGCCGACACGUGAAAAUUGAUACGGAUUCAUUGUACAACAUUUUAAAGGGAAUCAAGGCAAUGCCGCGGACAAAAGGCACUCGAGUCUUACGAGACGGCGAAUACCAAGAGCGCUGGAUCUCACAAAUUGAAUUCAAGGAGAGAGGAGGCUGGCGUUUGUUUUUCAACAUGGACGAAAUUAUCAAGCUGGUCAAGAAUAAAAAGGAAUUCGGCGAUUCGAUAAUAUCAGAUGGUGUGUCAGCGUCGGUGUUAUUCAAAUUGCCGAAACAGAGCAAAACUGUUACUGAUGAAGAAGAGGCCGAAACCAAACGCAAAUAUUUCGCAAACGAAUUCGCGUAUGCAUUGGGAAUUGAUCCAGGCAUGCGAACCUUUAUUGCGUCGGUCCGCCUCGAUCUAAAGACCGGCGAAGAGACCAACGAGAAGAUUUCGUUCAAACAAUACCAUCUGAAAUCGAAACAAGAUGCGCGCAAUAUUAAAGCCGAACGAAUGACACGAGUCUUCACGUAUGACGAACAAGCAGACCUCAAACGUAUCGCCGCAGAGAUUGGACAGACACCAUCGCCACGGAACAUCUCUUGGCGUCAUUACAUCGAACAUCGCCUGCGAAUGUCCCAAGAUGGUAUCGCGGCAUACAGUCAGAAAAACUAUGCACGCUUACGUUUGGACAAACACAUUGAAUGGCGUCGUGCAAUUGAUCUCAUCGCCGGUAAGCUGGUACAUUUCAAGACAGCUAUCAUCAACAUCGGAGCAGCCGAAAUUUCACCAAAUUGCCCGAUCCGAAUCAAAAAGUACGUGCGGUGUCCAGGCGUUCGCAAGCUGAUUGCAGCCUUCAAAAGACGUGGCAAUUGUGUCGUUCGGUUGGUGGAUGAAUACAUGACAUCGCAACAUUGUGCCCGAUGCUUCAAACGGUUCCCGAUAUGGACGAAGAGCAAACGAUACAAGAAGUGCAACGAUUGCCAACCAGAUGAACGUGUUGGACUUCCGAGAACCAUCUAUACGAACGUCAGUAAACGAGUGUUGCAAAUGCAACGGAAAAUCAUGCGUACAUGGGAGGAAAUGCGCGACCAAGGUGAUGCUUUUGCAGCCAUUCUAACCCAACGAAAUUCAGGACGUUUGGUGUCAAAGAAGCAACGCUUCUUCAAAACCUGGCAACCAAAUGCUGCUGAAAACGCUGGAACAGAAGACGCUGCACAAUCACGCAAGUUGCUCAAAUCACUUUGGCAUCGGGACAUAUCAGCAGCCAAACUGAUCAUGUACAAAGGUCUUUGCACGCUGCUUGACAUUCCGAUACAUCCAGCAUUGCUGCGACGACCAGAUGACGACGGCGUUCCACUCAAUCCAUAAAUCAAAAUCCAGCGUUUAGCAUUAAAGUUUUUUUUAACAAAUAUUUUCUAAUAGUUUAUUAGAGUUCUCAAGCCUUGCACUUAGUGGGCUAUUUUAAGGUUUAUAAGGUGUCUAACUUUAUUUACCGCAGUACAAGAGUGGUUUUAUAGACGUUAUUUGAUGAUCAUUUUCCGGUUUGACAAUGUCGCCGCAUUCUUUGGAUAUGACUUGUUCAAUGCAUCAUAUCACGGUUAUGAAAAACACCCUAAUGUAUAUUGCAUAAACAUACUUUGGAUUUUUUUCCAAAUUCGAUUGUGUUACGGUCUUGUGAUGUAUAUGUGUGCAUUAAUCGUGCUCCAUCUUCCCACGGUGGCUUAUUGUAAAUGCCGUCAACGUCGGACAUCAGUAUUAAUAAAUCUGUUAUGGUUAAAAAUAUACAAUUGUCAGUCCGGCAAAUAUACAAAACCGGUUACAUAUGACAAAUUUAAACGUAAUAAUACAGUCAUUGUAUAAUGGUCAUACGUUUGCGUUGGCGGCAUUUAUGCGUAUUCAAAUACAAUUAACUUACCUGCCUGAAUGUAAAGGUGUCAGCGGACACGGACGGUCAGAGGAAAAUUGCAUUUUUGUUCGACUGUCCAUCCGAAGUGUCUCACUAGAAAUUCGGAUAUCCAUUCGAAGUGGCAGCCUUUUUUUCCCACCAAGCCGAACGAACCAAGUGGAUUUCCGAUCUCUAUGAAAGCACUUCGACCAGCCGUGUUUUUCUCGGACGCCCGGGGUUUCUCGGCCGUUCGAACUCCAGAAUGUACACACAGCGAACUGAUGGUGUGUUUUGACAUUACAAAACAAAUGAACGAAAUUGGUGGUGAAAUAUCUAAACACCAUCAGCGUAGCAGUAAAACACGAUGUCUAGCUGUGUGGAAUUAAAAAAAUAUUCGUCGUGACGGACUUCAAUAUAUUCCCGGUCCCACACACAAAUGGUGUUACGAUUUGAGAACAUCAUUUAUUCUUCAUCCAUUGGCUAAGAUGAAACUUUUUUUAAACAUCGACUGAUUUUUGGAUUCUUCAGAUUGUUGAUUUUCUUUCUUGAUUGCUUAGAUUUUCCUGUUGAUUUUUCUUAUGAUUUUCUUGAUUUUCACUGCGCCAAGCAGAAUCGAGAAAAAAAAAAUUAACAGGAAAAUCUGAAAAAUCGAAAAAAUCUACUGGUAUUUAAAAACAGUUCCAUCUCGAAUUCCAUCAUCCCAAUGAAGAAUAAAUUGAGUUCGGGAUUUAUAAAAAGUUGGAUCCAAAAGGUAACGUUAUUACCAUUAAAAUGAUAAAAUUUAGCGAAGAAAAUAAGCAUAAAUGUUGGAAUUUGUCAGACCAAAUAAUCUUUUUAAUUACAUUUCGGAGUUCGAACGGCCGAGGAUUCUCGAACGUGCAAGAAACACACGGCUGUUCGAAGUGCCUCCAUAGAGUUUGGACAUCCAAUUGGUUCCGGUCGUCUGAAAAAAAAAGUUCGGCUACUUCGAACGGACGUCCGAUCUUCUCGUGAGGCACUUCGGAUGGACGGUCGAACAAAAUUUUGUCCGUUGACACCAUUACCUGAAUAUUCGCCGCAAGUAAAGCCGAUAAGCUGUCAUUAUCCCUUAUUUGAAUUCCCUGUAUUUGAUAUAAAAAAUAAACCAAAACCAUGAAAACAA